CCGGCAUAUGGUGUCAACAUAUAGUGCGUCAACUGCCAAUCCGGUUUGUGUAUUUGACAUAGCUGUUGCAUGCCAGCUUCCGGCAGGCUCACGAAACAACCAUCCCUCAAGAAACACUCUUCAGGUGUCAGAUAGUUAUUCGUUAAUGCACCUAGUUUAGGUUUAUUACGGAUGGCAAGAGGUUUGCAAGCGUUGUCUACAGGCCCGGCCCCAGAAGUUAUUGCGAAUCCAGCUUUUAGGUAUGGCUUGAACCGUGCAUCAACGAGGCAUCCGCGUGGAUCCCGGGCGCUGCGGAUGCGCCGAGCAGCUCGUCUAUCCACGUUCGGCGCAGCUUCCUCCACGCCCCCCACCUCCACUCUCCAGAACUCCGCAAGCCUCACCAUUCGCCGCACCACACCCUUCAAGCCCUUCCGCAGCGUCUCCUGUUCAGCCCUGGUUCUCGACAUGCCCCACGGCCACGUCCUCCCCAGCAUCAUCGCCUCCACAGCCUACCAGUCCAACAUCACCACCGUACAGUGCUAUGUCGUACAAAACACCGCGCGCGCUCCGCACCACCCCCUGCUACACGCCGCCCCCAUGCAAGCAGCGCCACCACUCGACCUCCUCCCCGACCCACCAUCCCUUCCCUACAACCCCAACGUGUCGCAACUGCCACCGCACUCGAUAGCUCCGUGGGCCGCCGCAGCUGCCGGCAACCUGCAGCCGCCCACCCAUGCGCACGUGUCUGCUACAGCCCUGCUGGGCCGCUACAACGCCUUUCCCGGCAGCAGCAGCCGCCACCUGGUGGGUGAUUUGGACCAGUCGACUGACUUUGGCUUGGCGGUUUGCCUGGCGACACCCAUGGAUCCUGGGCCCCCGCGGCUGCUGGAGAGGCAGCCGUUGGAACCGUUGCCAGCGGGGACAUCCACAACCACAACGGCAACCACCGCUACAGCAACCGCAACUGCAAGCACCACUGCCGCGUCGACCUCCACUGCCGCUGCAGCUGGGAGGACCGUCGCCGUCUCCCACACCACUUCAGAGCAGCGGGAGCAGCCGCUUGAAGAGGAGGAGGAGGGGUUGCAGCAGGGCGCUGGGAUGUGGGGCGAGUGGGCGCGCAGGCGCAGGCAACGGCGGGAGUGGCGGGUGGGGGCGGGGCGCGGACACGUGCAGCGGAGCGGGCCCUCGGUUCCUCCGAAGAAACAGCGCAAGGGGGAGCAGGAGGAGCAGGAGGAGUGUUGGGUGCGGCUGCUGAGAGCAAUGCAGCGGGGGUAAGGGCUAGGUGGUCAUGCCCCGAGCAUUAACGUACUUUGUGAGGUGGGAUGAGCUAAAGAGAACCAUGCAGGAGCAGCGUUUGCUGGGGGAGAAAGAGCACGAGGAGGUUGGGGUGGGGUGGGGUGGGCUGCAACAGGAUGGUGAGCAGUGGGAAGAGCUGGAGGGAUAAGUUUGUGUGCUCCGCCGCUGCCGUUGUACUCGUGCUUGCGUUGUCGUUGCUGUAGGGCCUAAAAUUGUUCCAAUAAGCAUUACUCGCCAGCGCUAGUGGCUGCGGUCCCGAAGCCCUUUGGUGUCUACUUCGUGUCAAGCAUGUCCAGGCUCAGCGCAUGUUAGCUGCUUACCGGUGUUCGGGUGUCCAAUUGUGAUGUCGUGCAUCCUACCCGUAUUGAUUUUAGUUGUAUUGAGUUUAUCAAUUGAUAGAUACCCUAUUUUUUAACGUUCUUGCAUUGGGGCAAGACCAUUAGUAAGGCAUGGGUGGACGUUCGCCGAUGCCCUAAAUUGUCAUGCUUUGCAUCGGCCAAUCUCCGGGGUGUUCACCUCUGCUGUUCGUGACCUACGUGGACCCAUGCGUCGUAUCGCGACUAGCGUGAGUGCUAUGUCUUGUAGCGGUUGAGGAGUGGUGCCUUCUCGUGCCAUUUAUGUUUAUUUGCUUAUUAUUGCAUUAAUGUACGCGAGCUUUAUAUUUAGCGGCAAGUACGUGAACGCGGCAGGUCGCAGGUGGCUAGUUGUGCCGUAUGACAACUGCGUGCACAGCUGUGGCUUCUCACUUUUUUUACGCUUCACCUUCAUUUAUCUGUUUACUAGUAUUACUAGUAUUAUUUUUGUAGCUUUAGUUUUGCUUAUCCGCCUGUGCGAGAACACUAGCGUUCCCAGGUGGAGCGCUCCUGGUGGAGUUCAUUUCUGAGGUUCUUUGGAAGACCAGAUGGCUUUUCCAGCAAUUCUCUGUAGCAAAGAGCGAUUGAAAGGAUUUUCUGACAGACGCUGAACGGCAUAAUGCUGUUGGGCAUGCGGCGUUGGGCUGGCAGGCGCACCACUGAGCCAAUUCCCAACAACAUGGCACUCCUUGGCUGGUGCCGGGCAUGUCGUACAGUCGUACAGCGGCAUCACCACCUGCUGGUCCCCCGGUUUUCCCCGCAGCAGCAGCGCUCAAGCCUGCCGUACAACGCCUGCAGCCACCCUUCGGGACCAGGAGGCCUUGCCCCCGGCAGCGCGUCUAUCAACGGUGCCGCUACCAGUGCUUUCCCCUCCCCUGCUGCCAGCGGACUAGCUUCUUCAACCUCCUCCCCAGCCAGGACGGCACCGCUGGUAAGGUCAGCCAGCUCUCCCCAUGCGAGCAGCCUGUGCGCUGCAGCAGCCACUGGCAGGGCUGCCACUGGCGGCAGGGAGCUCGAUGUUCGUACGUGGGCUAGCCACUCCAGGAAAGGCAGCAGCAGCAACAGCAGCAACAACAACAGCCACGCACGGUCAUCGUACCACAGUGCUAGCAGCGGUCGCAGCAGCAACAGGGGCAGCAUUUCCAGCAAGGAAGCCGCUGGCAGCAGGGACACCAAGGGCGCACCACGUCAGCGGGCCUCGCUCGGGACUGCACGCCCGGGCACCUUUGCUUCGCCCUCCACUUCAGCAGAGCAUAGGCCGCCUCGCAACGGCAGCAGCAGUAGCACCAGCAGUAGCAAUAGUAGCUGCCCCGCUGCUGCUGCUGCCCCAGACGUGCCCCCCAACCCGCUGCUAGCAGCACUGCUGCGAGUGGUGACACCCCUGGAGGCGGCGGGGUACGCCUACUGGGCGGUACGGCGGACAGCUGCCUGGCUGCAUGGCGUCGUACUGCCGCCCCAGCUGACUGUACGGCAGGCGGACGGCAUGCAGCGGCAUCAGGCCCAGCAGCAGCAGGAGCAGGAGACGAUGAGCGGCGGUGCAGCUGUAGUUGUGGAGGAGGAGGGCGACCCGCGGGUCGCUGCUGCUGCGGAUGCAGAGAACCUUGACUCCACCCAUCACCACCUCCCCCCUCCUGACUUGGAGCUGGAGGUGCAGUGGGACCAAAUGCAGACGGUCCACUCGCUGUUCAGCCGCCCCGGCUCCGACUGGCACCCCAGCCCGCUGCAGCUGCUGCCGGGGGGCAGGGCGGCCUUCACCAUGAGCUCACCCCUGCCUUUGCCGCCACUUUCAACAACACCAGUUUCAUCCAAAUCUUCAUCUUCAUCGUCAUCGUCAUCACCAUUAUCGCCUUCACAAAUCCCCACCUCCACCUCCACUCCCGCCCCUGUGGCGAUAGUGGUGGUCCGCAUCGGCUGUGUGUUCAACACAGUGCUCCGAUCCAACCCCGCGAGAGUGCUGAUACGGCCGCAACCCCCACCC
Molecule: messenger RNA, 3606 nt
Organism: Astrephomene gubernaculifera
Lineage: Eukaryota; Viridiplantae; Chlorophyta; Chlorophyceae; Chlamydomonadales; Astrephomenaceae
Source: the annotation of a GenBank genome assembly